Molecule: messenger RNA, 2082 nt
Organism: Phanerochaete carnosa HHB-10118-sp
Lineage: Eukaryota; Fungi; Basidiomycota; Agaricomycetes; Polyporales; Phanerochaetaceae
Exons: 3
Coding region: 1-2082 (693 amino acids)
Source: RefSeq, a predicted model, not a curated record
AUGGGUCAGAGACACCAGGCCUUCAUCGUCGCCAAGGUAAAGCCCCACGGCUCUUCCACGGCCAGUUACCGCUGCAUCGCUGCCUACCACAGCCAAUGGUGCUACGGCACGCUCCCUGUACGGGCUACAUACCGUGUCCUGAGCGCAGUCAAGCAACCUGAGAACGCUGAGGUUAUCCGCGAAGAGCUGCGCGGCAUUGAUGGCAAGUACGGCCCGCUACCAGCAGAAGCCGUCGAUUCCGCAGGUGCCUUCCAAGCUAAUGCACCUCCAGACAACAACGACGGCAUCACUAUCAUCGACGUCACGAAUCCUGGCGACCCGGCGUACGGCUUCUAUAGCGGCGGGACUCCAGAACCGGAGAACGCAGAGAAGUACAUCAGUCACUACUACGCUAUUCCCGAACGUAGAGAGGCACCGGAUUCUGAUUUUGAGGAAGACCCGUCAGGUGCAGCGUUGCUCGAUGUUGGCCUGACAGAGGACGAGUUCACAGAGCGACUCGACGCCAUUGACACUCCCGCAGCUCGUGCCAAGGCCGAUAGGCGUUUCGAGAAGUCGAUCUUAGAAGCUAUAGACGACCUGCAAGACGCGCAAGUUUUGAAUCCCUGUGCUGUCCGAGAGGCCUGGCCCUCGAAAACUGAUCUCAAGCAGGAGGAGAGAGCAGACGGAUCUGGCGCGGACGCAUCUAACGCAGACGGAUCCGGCAUGGACAAAUCUAACGCAGACGGAUCCGAUGCGGACGAAUCUGACGCAGACGGAUCCGAUGCGGACGAAUCUGACGCAGUCGUGAAAACCGGUACCGGUGUCCCUCCACUGGUCGACAUCUCGCUGGUCAGGUCGAUCGAACAGUCUAUCAAAUCGGAAGACACAAGCGUCCUGGAGGACCUGCACUUACUACCGGAGAAGAUGGACAUUGUUGACGACACGCUCCGUGCCCUCUCUCCCUUUCCUGAUGCCGCAGUGCCGCUCCUGGCGAGAUUGGUCAAGGAGAGAUAUUACCGGCACACCUCUCUGAACCUAGCCGGCUAUCCUCUGACGGCAACUCAGAUCCUUGGCGUCGCCACAGGUCUGCCGAAAGUAAACUCGCUCAAUGUGUCGAGGGACGAUGUCCUGACUGUCGCUGACGUCCGUCAGUUGCUUGAAGGACUUCCCUCGCUGAACAGACUUAUUCUCAUGAGUUACUCCUCUCUCGAGCCCUCUGAGCUCAUAGCACUCGUUCACGACGUCCCCGAGCUCUUCCGUCACAUGUAUUCCCUCUUGCACCCCGUAUUCAUGCGCAUGCCUGCAUCUCCACAACGGUCGGGCUUCAUCGUGACCUCGUCGUCGGAACCAUCGGGCUUGCCUGUGCGCAUGACCGCCGUGACCUUCAAGCAGUCCGGUCGUGCAGGGCCUCACAGACGCGACCUUCUCACUGGCUGCGCGCACGAUAUUGGCGCCGACCUGUACAUGAGCGGCGGGCGCGCGAUAGAAGUCGCCUUCACUGGUCUGCCCCGCGUACCUGGCACGCCCUGGCAUGCACGCGUUGCCACGAUGCCCCUUCCGCUCGAGAUUCGCACUGCUUUCGUGUCAGAGGGCUGGGUGCUUGUAAUGGUUCCCCCGGCCCGACUAGUACUUGGGUCGAGUGCGGGGUACGCGUUCUUGUGCCUGAGACCGGAUACUACGGGGGAGGAGGAAACAGGAGAGGAGAAAAAGAAGGGAGAAGAUGCGAAGGAUGUUGCUCAGGCGGCUUCGCAGAGUGGGGAAGAAGCGAUGGCGGCGACAGAGACUGCUCAGAAGAAAGAGGACACGAACGACGAGGGAGCCGGGGUCCUCAACAGUUCCGAAGACGCGUCGGAACCCCCGACGCCGACGAUCUCCCAGAAAGACUCGAACACAGCCAAGCAGCCGAUGACCAGGAGUCACGGCAUCAACUACGAAGUACAUGACCUUCGGAGCUUCCUGCGCAUGACGGAGCAGGAGGGAUGUCCCAGCAUCCCCAAAGACUCGGUUACCGCUUUGGAGGCAUUGAUCCAGAAAAUGAGAUGGCCUGUUCACAACAGGGAAUGGGUUGAUACAUUGAUCCUUCGUCGUCUCCCGUUCUGUUGA